Molecule: messenger RNA, 6577 nt
Organism: Heterotrigona itama
Lineage: Eukaryota; Metazoa; Arthropoda; Insecta; Hymenoptera; Apidae
Source: the annotation of a GenBank genome assembly
AUGUCACGAGAAUGUUGCUGGCGGCGGAGCAAAUGUCGCGAAGCGUCCCAAAGAAAUUCUGAAGCGAAAAGAGGAGACACGGAUGGAUUUGUCAAUUGGUUAUUCAGGAGGUAACACUUUCGUGGUUAGGCAGAGAAUGGACGUAGAAAAGUUGGAUCGAUUAAAGUUAAAUUUACAUGAAAUCGUAUUUUAUGUCCGAAAGUAUAGUCUAAAAUUACGAUCAUCCAAAAUUCUUUUAAAUGUCACAUUCUUUCAAUCGUUCAAAUUCUUUUAUCAACCACAUGCACGUAUGUAGAAAAGACACAUGCCAUUUAGAAAUUCACUAUCAACCUUUCAUCUUCAACUACGAAUUUCUUUCAAAAUCCAUUUAAAUCAACAUGAUGUACAUAAAAAUUGCGCUUGCUAUAUUCAGAAAUUAACUACCAUUUUUAAUAUUGGUACUUUUGUACGUGACUGCACUUGCGUUAAAUAUCUUGUAUCUUAAAUUUGUUCCAAUUAUGGUAUCUCCUCGAUACAACGCGUGCAAUACAUUCGUAAAAAAAUUACUGCAGCUAAUCAAACAACUUUGUACGUUUCUAAACCAAUCGUAUACAGUUCAAUUUGCAUUCGUCCGUGUUGCAUUAGCUAGCCUUUUUUAAAUAACUUUUUAAAGGCAAACGUUCACACAACGAACGCGAACACACGGUUUUUAUAGAGAAACGAGCCGUUUCUGUCUCGAUGGGACAGGUUUCUUUUUUUUCUCCCUACGUUCGCCGGCCAGAAGGAACAUCUGCCUUCUGCGCAAAUAAUGGAAACUUAUGAAAGGCACGUCCUUCGUAGCCGCCGCGAAACUGAAGCAGGGGGACCCUCUUCAUCACGAGGACAAGUCGUUUUUGCUUUUAGAAAAAUGUCACGCGAUCCAGUUGCUCUCCCAUCCUCUUAACCUAUUGCCUAUGCCGGCUUCACAAGCAGAUCGAAAGGUGUUUCGGUGUUGAGAAUUUUUUUACUUUUUUUUACUUCGCCCCGGACAGAUAAAGAUGGGACAGAAUUUUGUUUUUUUUUUUUUUUAAUGGCAUAGUUCUAUUUCUGUGAGGAGAGUCUUAAUAUCUCAGUCUUCUUGCAAUAACAAUUCACCAGUUAAUAAUAUAUUAUAUAUGUUAUAUUAUUAUUAUUAUUAUAUAAUUAUAUAUUAGCAAAUCGAGACAAGUUGUAAAGCGUAAGUUAUCAAUUUGUUUUUUGUCAUCUCACAAUCCUUUACCAAACAAAAUAAUCAGAAAAUUUAUAAUAUUAUUUCAAAGCUAAUUCAAGGAUAUUUAUUGCAGUACCUACUGAUGAUACAUAACUUGUGACUCGUAAAAUUCCACUAAUAAUAUUAAAUUCAAUUGUAUGAAAUUGGUUGCAGGAUUUUCUAUGAAUUAUAUAUAAAUAUACGUUAUGUGGAAUAGUUUUUACAUUUCUGGAACGUUCCAUUACCAACACUAAAUGAUAUAUGUUGAAAGACAACGUAUAUCAUUUGAAUUGUAAUUUUAUUUCAUUGUCGCGCGAAAUGUUUUAUUAUCAAGGUAUUAUAAAACUACAUAUAACUAAAUGUGUAUUAUAAAAAUAUUAUAUUCUGUCCAGAGUGAGAAAAUGGUAGCUCAGGUACAGUUCGGCCAUCAAAACCCUUGACCUAUGCUCUAAAAACUUCGCAUGUCUUGCCAAACUCCACCAACCAUAACCUCGCCCUAACGUCCUCGAACGAUAGGCGGAAAAAAGCAAGAAACACUCGUAAAUAUCGCCCUAACUGAUCAAGAUCUACCACUCGGUUCCGCUUUUACGAUCCAAUAUAACUUGCGACUUUGUAUAUCUACUAUCAAUCUGAUAACAUGAUUUAUCACUUUUUUUAUAAUACUAAAAUUACCGAAAAAUAGGGAAGUUAUAAUUGAAAUAAUUAGAAGAGUAUUACACAAUAAUAACUAUAUUUUUAUUAGUCUUUUUAUUGUGAAGUUACACCGAAAAUUACAAAAUAAUUAGACUUACUCCAUUUAUUUGGACCAAAUUUUAAAUAAACUCUAAAUAAUAUUAUAGUAAAUUAAAUGAAUUCUUGCUAGCUGAAUUCAUUCUUUUAAACUUAGACUCGUAUGAUUAUAUGGCAAAUCACUAGUAUAGGAGAAAAUUAAUUAUACAGGAUGUCACUUGACUGUAUCACCUGAAAUUACUCGACAUUCAUUUUUUAUACGAAAAAGUAUUUCAAACAAAAAUCACAUAGUACUAGGAAAUUAAUUUCUUCAUCGUACAACUAAUACUGGAAAUAUUUUUUUCAUAUAAAAAAUGCUCUAUGAAGAAUUUCAGUUCCCAACAAAUUCACGUAAACAGACAGUGCUUGAUUCGUAAUUCCAAGAUAAAGCUUUCUAACUCUAGUCUUCAAAUAAAAAUUCAUUGUUUUUCGUCUUCAUUCCAAAUGAAAUUCCCGAACCCUGCGCAACAACAGUCGGUUCUACAACAACUGAACGUCGAAAGCAAGGUCGCGUGUAUCGUUCGCGGCUAAUGAUAAUUAAACAUCACGACCGGCAAUGACGGUCGGGGAAGAGGAGGUCAGGCGAACACGAUCACGAAAGGUAAACGCGCGCGACGUAAUCGCUCGGCGCGUAAUUGCACGUGCGUAAUUGCGAUCGCACGCGAGUACCACAGCUCGAGACCCGGUUCGUUCUCGGUGCUUUCUGUUUCGUUGGGCAGCUGUGCUGUACAACUAGGAUAUUAUCGUCGAGCAUGACGCGAUAAUUAUGCGUGCUCGUUCACCUGUCUGCGUUCCCCUCGUUUCUUUCAACCACCCACCAGACAUGCAUCGAGCCGUCUCUCUUCGGCUCGAGUAUACCGUAUCUCGAAAGUGUCCAAAAGAAGCAAGAGACUUCAGCGGUCAAUUAAGGAUUUGUAUCUAUUUCCUUUUUCCAGUGACUAGGUAUUUGAAUAAAUAUCGCGAGACGUUUUGAAUAUUGAAUGUGUGAGUUUGAGAAUGUUUGAGGCUGUGAAUACUAUAUAGUUGCGUAUACUAUAUUCAAUAUAGAGUUAAUAGAAUAAUAUUUUAUAACAUUUGUAAUAUUGUAGUAUAUAGUUAUUAUAAAUGUUGCGUAAUUAUUGUAUCAGUGAGGAAGAGUGUAAUGGUUGAGUUUUAUAAAGUUAGUGAAAUAUAUUAUAUUAUAUGUAUAAUCACAUACAUAAUCACUACCAACUAUUAUAAUCAAUCAUUAACACUAUACAAACAAUCAUUAUUAUAGACGGAAACGUGCUUCGAAUAUUGUUAAUCAAUACUGAUGACAGAAAUUACACUCUAGCUCAAAAUUUCUAAAAGCAGUGAGAAAAUCCGAGUUGACUUCCUCUUUGCUUGGCAUCUAAUCGCGAGAUCAUUUGACAGAGAUUAAUUUCGUCGCCGAAGAACAUAAUUCGAUAUCGUCACUAUUAAGCUCUCAACGCGGAACCGUAACAAAUGCGUUUCACUUUGCGCCGCACGAGCCAAGCAAAAUAGUUAAUCAGCGUGAUCCAAUCGGCGCGGCUCGGGUCACGGAGCAAACAUGUAAUAUUUGUAAAACAUGCGAACGGAAGUUGGAGGUUGGAGUGCUCGUUUCAUCGUUGUUAAAGAGAAGAAGAGAUUAAUACGGUGGCGCGAGCUUGUGCCUCACACCUCGUGUUUCCAGCCAAGAAAAAAAAUCCCUCUCUCUUUUUCUCUCUACUAACCUUCAAUUAGCUUGCAAAUUAAGAAACCUCAGUGCCCUAAAGAAUUUAUUCGUGCAUACAUACAUAUAUACACGCCGUACGCGUUAUUAAUGAGAUCGCGUUUUAUUAUUUUUAUAUCCGUCUUCAUUCGUUCGUAGAUGUAACAAGAUCGCAUGCAACAUAGUAACGAAAGAAUAGAAUGUGUUUCUAAACGAGACGAGGAUUUUUUUCACGAACAUAGCGCGUAUGGCUAUGCGCGAAUUUAUGAAUAACUAUGUAAGAAGGGAAUAAAUUGUACGAUGUUUUUCUUUUGCUUCACGCUUUCAGUUUGCUCAUGGAUUUUUUUUCAGUUUUGCAGUUAGAUAGAAUUAUGAGAGGAUUUUUAACCGCUUUGCGUAUUCGCGCGACUCUCGUCAAAAACUUAUUAACAGCUCGACGGCUUCAAAAAGUUGAAGGAAUGGUGUGAAAUGUGGAAUUCGACACGUCUCUCUGUCUUUGCUUUGAAAGGAAACGCGUAGAUCCUUGCGUAGGGUAUGCUCGAUAUUGAGAAAAACUAGCGGGAGAUGUUACGAGCUCGAAACGAAACAUAUCCGGGCGAUGACAACGAGCUGACGAUCACCAUGCUGCGACAGCUUUAUACCUCGGACGUGUCUUCUCCCCCCCCCCCCUCCCGCUCUCCGCCGAUCAUUUCCGAUUUCUGUAAAUUAUUUCGUGAACGUUUCACCUUCUGUUGCGUCGUCCGAGCGUAGAAUAACAUUUUUCUUGUUACAGCUGUGAUUGAAAUGAACUUCAACGGGAAAUUUGACGCUCCGUUGUGAAGAUUUCGAAAUUUUUGAACUGUCGACUUCCGUCGUUAAAAUAAAAAAAGAAAUAAAAAUAAAAGAAAUAAUUACGUUGAGAUAAAAUAAAGAAAUAAAAAUAUUUUAUGAUACAAUGGAGUACGCGAGCUUUUAUUUAUACGUUUUACGAAAAAUUAUUUAAAAAUCUUUAAAAAUAUAUUGUUUCACAUCUAUGAAAUUUCUAACAAAAAUGAUUAUCAUUCUGAUCAUUUUGCAUAGCAGAAGAAUUUUAAUAAUGACAAUAAUUUUAAUACUUUUAGUAAUUCUAAUAGUACUGGCUGUUUUAAUUUCGCUAAUAAUUUUGAUAAUUCCGCGAUUCUGGCAAAUUCUAGUAAUUUUAAUGUCGAAGUGGUCUUGAAACUUAUAAGUUUAUAGAGAACUUCGAUAAAGAAAUAUAUUUCGAUUAGAAACAUUUAUAUGUUUAGUUAAAAUAAUUUCUAAAUUUUAUUACAAAUUCCUUUCGUUUAAUUUAAAUAACUCUAAUUUUAAUUAAAUUCUUUUUUACUUAAGUUAAAAUUUUUAUUAGUCACGAGUAUUCGCUAUUAUUGAUUAAUUAAUAAUUGUCGACGAAUUUGAUGAUCACGUGCCUUGAAAUCCUAAUAAAAAAUAGGCUACAUUUUUCGAGUAUAAAGUUUUCCUAUGCACGUGUUAUAUAAAUAGAGAGAAUUAUUUAUAUCUUUAGACUAAUGAACAAUCUAAUGAAAUUUUCGUAGAAUUUCCGUGUCACACGCUCUCACCCCCUCCCCAACCGGCUGUUCCGGAAUUUUUUGAAAGAUUACGCAGUUAGAAAAGGUUUUCCGGCCCGGUGCAGAAUCACGGCCAACAGUUGGUUGGUCAAAAGACCGGUGGCUCUUUAUGGGAAAAAUCAUCCCCGAACGCGUUUCCGCACGAUACGCCCACAAGAUCUCACGAUUCGAACUGUGAAAAUCGAGAAAAACUUGAGGAUUCUACUUCCGUAAAAGCGACUCUCCUAAACGGAGAGUCAAUUAAAUUGACUAUUAAAUUUUAAUACCAAUUUUAAAUAAUUUUGGCAAUUAAGUUAAAAUUGUAAUUUUAGAAAAUCAAGCACAUUAAUAAUUUAAUUUCCCUAAAAACAGAAAUUGUUUUCCUCGAGAAAAUUAUUAACACUGGCAUCGAUUGUCUUUAAUGAGAUUCAUUAACUUCUGAAAGUAAAUCGAUUCACUCAGUUUUCUCUUUUUACACUAAUUCUUACAUCCCUAGAUAUGAGGACAUUAAAGUAUUUAUAUCGAAUUAAUUGAAUAUUUAUGUUGAUCAUAUUGACGUUUUCUGAAAGGACUAUCCAGAUAGAGAUUAUUCUAAAUUAUCACAUUUAAAAAAUAGUUUGUAGCGAUUAAAGGAAAUUUAGCAUUUUGUACCUUUGUAAAUAAAUAAAUAAAUAAAUAAAUAAAUUUAACUUAAUCAAUUAGUUGAAUCGAUUUAACUAGUUAAUAAUUUAACUAAUUAGCCAAUUGAUUUAGUUAAAUUUAUUUAUUUAUUUAAGGUAAGAUCAAUUAAUAAUUUAAUAAUUUAAUUAACAUCAGCCAAUAUUAAUUUCUCUAACAUCUUGCCAGAUUCAAAGUUGAGUUGACCUGAAUUUAAAUUGAAUUCAAAUUCAAAUAAAGUUGAACGACCGAUCGACUGAAUGGCCAUCCUUGCCACGUGUUGUAUAAUCGAUGAGGUUUCCCCAAAUUACCGAGAUUGCAAACAUUGCAAGUCCGAAGCAAGAACGUGUCAUAGAAACAGGCAAGAAUCUUUCUCUCUCUCUCUCUUUUUCUCCUUUACAGGCUUCGUCUCCUCAGGAGUAUACUCACGAAGUCCCAAGGACAUACUCACAAGCCAUCCUCGAUCCACCCGAGGGAACAAAACUUCCAAACUCGUAGCGGAGGAUUUAACCGGAAGCAAUGCAUCUUUACGGAUAUGAUUACUGAAUCACAAUAAGACCGAAACUUUGAGCCCCCCUUCUUUCUCGUGAUUUUCGAGGGUUGAAUUUGAAAUUCGUGGGGACACUGCAUGUACCUUUUGUCUCACGAUUUUCAGCGGAGAUAUGUUAUACAGGGUGUCCUGUAACC